AGAAUUGGAGGUGCUUAAGCAGGUACAAGGAUGAAGCUGUAUAGCCUAAGUGUACUUUACAAAGGAGAUCCCAAAGUGCAUUUACUGAAAGCUGCCUAUGAUGUGUCAUCAUUUAGUUUUUUCCAGCGAUCCAGUGUUCAGGAAUUCAUGACCUUCACAAGUCAACUGAUAGUGGAGCGUUCAGACCUAGGCAGCAGAGCUUCUGUAAAGGAACAAGAGUACCUCUGUCAUGUUUAUGUGCGGAAUGAUGGGUUGGCUGGAGUGGUGAUUGCAGACAAUGAGUACCCACCACGGGUCUGCUUCACUUUGUUGGACAAGGUGCUGGAUGAGUUCGCCAGGCAAGUUAGCAGAAUAGACUGGCCCUCUGGAUCCCCAGUGACGAUAAACUACACAGCAUUGGACAGCUACCUUAGUAAAUACCAGAAUCCUCGUGAUGCUGACGCAAUGACAAAAGUACAAGCCGAGCUGGACGAGACCAAAAUCAUCUUGCACAAUACCAUGGAGUCUUUGUUAGAACGAGGAGAGAAACUGGAUGACUUGGUGUCCAAAUCGGAGGUCCUUGGAACUCAGUCAAAAGCCUUCUACAAAACUGCACGAAAGCAGAACUCGUGCUGUGAAAUCAUGUGACCCUGUCAGCUGCGCCCCACCUUCUGUUCUGGACUAUCAGGCCUUCACUCACAUUCAGCACUCCGGAGAAAAGGCAGCAAGAAGAUGUAUCCCAAAACUACCUACGAUGGCAAUCCUUGUUUCCAGAGUUCAGCCACUUCAGCCAGACUGGAUGCCUGGAAUGGGACACGGUGUUGUGGUUCAUGAACUUAAAACAAUCUUUUAU
Messenger RNA from Euleptes europaea (tarantolino), 832 nucleotides. It is a transcript of the gene YKT6, whose product is annotated as YKT6 v-SNARE homolog. Gene Ontology annotation, cellular component: Golgi apparatus. The coding region runs from base 31 to 627 and encodes 198 amino acids. Lineage: Eukaryota; Metazoa; Chordata; Lepidosauria; Squamata; Sphaerodactylidae. Gene Ontology annotation, molecular function: SNAP receptor activity. Gene Ontology annotation, biological process: endoplasmic reticulum to Golgi vesicle-mediated transport. The transcript has 7 exons. The record is from RefSeq and is a predicted model, not a curated record.